Messenger RNA from Ambispora gerdemannii, 441 nucleotides. NCBI's taxonomy places the organism in Eukaryota, Fungi, Glomeromycota, Glomeromycetes, Archaeosporales, Ambisporaceae. The record is from the annotation of a GenBank genome assembly.
AUGUCAGAAUUCAAUUUCUCUCUCACCUGUCCCAAAUGUCAAACUCCUUUAACUGCCCAAGAUUUUGACAAUAAUCACUUCACCAUCGCUCACUUACAAUCUUACUUUCAGCAAAAAGAGGCGGAGUAUAAACAACAAAUCCGCCAACAAAUGGAGCAAGAAAUUGAAACUUUACCCACUUUUCAGCAAUUAAAAUCCGAGAAUGAAAAACUGAAACUAAUAGUGGAAGGCUACAAAUUAGGCUCCACUAAAACUAGUAAAGCCAAAGGAGAAGAGUUAGAAAAAUAUAUUUUAGAGAAAUUACAAGAAACUUAUAAUGGCACUGAUGAAAUUAGCAAAAUAACCCAUAUCGGCGAAAAAGCUGAUAUUAUUCACACUAUCCACAAAGGCGACCAACAAUUAGCCAAAAUCAUUUAUGAAAUAAAAAAUGUGGAUAAAUGA